Messenger RNA from Cynara cardunculus var. scolymus (artichoke), 2437 nucleotides. RefSeq names its product neutral ceramidase 2-like. Gene Ontology annotation, biological process: sphingosine biosynthetic process; long-chain fatty acid biosynthetic process; ceramide catabolic process. Lineage: Eukaryota; Viridiplantae; Streptophyta; Magnoliopsida; Asterales; Asteraceae. The transcript has 9 exons. Gene Ontology annotation, molecular function: N-acylsphingosine amidohydrolase activity. Bases 27 to 2318 code for a protein of 763 amino acids. Gene Ontology annotation, cellular component: extracellular region. The record is from RefSeq and is a predicted model, not a curated record.
UGGUCUACGUUGUUAUUGGAAUUGUGAUGGAGUUCUUUCGAGCUCUCAUCCAGCGACAGCGUGCAAUUGCAUGGUUUUGGGUGUUAUUACUAGUUUUUGCACAUAACGGGAAAAAGACCAUCUCAGCUUCCAAUUAUUUGGUUGGGCUUGGAAGCUAUGAUAUUACAGGGCCUGCAGCUGAUGUCAACAUGAUGGGAUAUGCCAACUCAGAUCAAACUGCAUCCGGCAUUCACUUUCGAUUGCGAGCACGUUCAUUUAUUGUGGCGGAGCCACAGGGAAACCGUGUGGUAUUUGUAAAUCUUGAUGCCUGCAUGGCCUCACAACUUGUAACAAUCAAAGUCCUAGAAAGGUUGAAGGCAAGGUACGGAAAUUUAUAUACAGAAAAGAAUGUUGCGAUUAGUGGUAUACAUACCCAUGCAGGCCCUGGAGGUUAUUUGCAGUAUGUAGUGUAUAUUGUUACAUCUCUGGGAUUCGUGCGGCAGUCGUUUGAUGUAAUAGUUGAUGGCAUUGAGCAAAGCAUCAUGCGUGCUCAUGAAAACCUUCGUGCUGGAUCAGUAUAUGUGAACAAAGGAGAGAUCUUAGACGCUGGUGUCAAUCGCAGCCCUAGCUCUUAUCUUAAUAAUCCUGCAGCAGAACGCUCCAAGUACAAAUAUGAUGUGGAUAAAGAAAUAACUCUUUUGAAGUUUGUAGAUGAUCAAUGGGGCCCAGUAGGUGCUUUUAACUGGUUUGCCACUCAUGGAACUUCAAUGAGUCGUACAAAUGAGUUGAUCAGUGGGGACAAUAAAGGAACUGCUGCACGCCUCAUGGAAGAUUGGUUCGAUCAGAAAAGUGUUGGAGGAAUUGCUAAUGAAAUCCCACGCAGAGUCUCCAACAUUGUUCCGGGUACCCAAGGAAACCACCAUGAGUUGCUCGAACUUGCCUCUUCUUUUCACUCUGCUUCAGGUAAACCAGUAACCAGGUACUUGAGCAUAGCAGGACGGGUUAGGAGUUCUCUUAGGUCUGCAGAUAGGCCCAAAUUUGUAUCCGCAUUUUGCCAAUCUAAUUGUGGUGAUGUGAGCCCAAAUGUGCUUGGAGCAUUCUGCACAGAUACUGGGCUACCCUGUGACUUUAAUCAUAGUACUUGUGGUGGGAAGAAUGAGUUAUGUUAUGGCCGAGGACCAGGCUACCCAGAUGAAUUUGAAAGCACACGUAUUAUUGGAGAGAGACAAUUCAAAAAAGCUACUGAACUUUUCAACAGUGCUUCUCAGAAGUUGAAUGGAAAGAUUGAUUUUCGUCACACUUAUUUGGACUUCUCACAACUUGAGGUUACGCUUCCUAAACAAGGAGGAGGGAGUGAGACUGUUAAAACAUGCCCUGCUGCAAUGGGAUUUGCAUUUGCGGCUGGUACCACUGAUGGACCUGGGGCUUUUGACUUUAAGCAAGGAGACGACUCUGGGAAUGCAUUUUGGAAGUUGGUGCGGAAUGUGCUCAAAACCCCAAGUAAGGAGCAAACAGACUGUCAACAGCCAAAACCUAUCCUGCUUGAUACUGGGGAAAUGAAGCAACCAUAUGACUGGGCGCCAUCAAUUCUCCCAAUUCAAAUACUAAAGAUAGGGCAGUUGGUGAUUCUCAGUGUUCCUGGAGAAUUCACAACUAUGGCCGGGAGGCGUCUCCGUGAUGCUGUUGGUGCUGUUUUUAAAGAAAAGGUCCAGGUUGUGAUAGCAGGUCUGACUAAUACCUACUCUCAAUAUGUUACUACCCUUGAGGAGUACAAGAUGCAAAGAUACGAGGGAGCUUCGACUCUUUACGGUCCACAUACUCUCAGUGCCUACAUUCAGGAGUUCACAAAGCUCGCUACAGCCAUUGUCUCUGGAAAGCCUGUCGAAGCAGGUCCACAACCACCGGAUCUAUUAAACAAGCAGAUAAGCCUGCUAGCACCUGUGGUGGUGGACUCCACCCCAUUGGGUGUCGGCUUUGGGGAUGUCAGUACUAACAUCCCUCGUAAUUCCACUUUCAAGAAAGGUGACACUGUGAGCGUUGUUUUUUGGUCGGCAUGUCCUCGAAAUGAUCUCAUGACCGAAGGCACGUUCGCUCUAGUGGAGUUGCUUCAGGGACAAGACACGUGGGUCCCGGCCUACGAUGACGAUGAUAUCUGCCUUCGUUUCAAGUGGUCAAGGCCUUCGAAACUCAGUGCUCAGAGUCAUGCCACUAUAGAAUGGCGAGUCCCACAAUCGGCGGUGCCCGGGGUUUACCGAGUGAGUCAUUUUGGUGCAUCGAAGAGUCUGUUCGGAUCGAUUAGCCAUUUUACGGGGUCAUCAAAUGCUUUUGUGGUCAAAUAAUUCUUAGGCUAUUUGAAGUCGUUUGGGAAGCAUAAAUUCAUUGUACAAGGACGAAUGUAUCAUGUAAUUUAUGUGUUUAUACAACAGCCAUAUUAGAUAUAUCAAAAAACAUUUCCACU